Messenger RNA from Impatiens glandulifera, 2433 nucleotides. RefSeq names its product G-type lectin S-receptor-like serine/threonine-protein kinase At2g19130. Gene Ontology annotation, molecular function: ATP binding; protein serine/threonine kinase activity. Gene Ontology annotation, biological process: protein phosphorylation; recognition of pollen. The record is from RefSeq and is a predicted model, not a curated record. Bases 1 to 2424 code for a protein of 807 amino acids. The transcript has a single exon. Lineage: Eukaryota; Viridiplantae; Streptophyta; Magnoliopsida; Ericales; Balsaminaceae.
AUGAUGAGCAUCAUGAAGAAUAAAAAUAGCGUCUUUUUCUUUGUAUCUCUCAUGAUGAUCAGCUUCUCUUGGAGCAACAAUCAUCCGCUUUCCCAUGGAGCUGCUGCUGCUAACACCAUCUCUGCAAAUCAACCGCUGCUUUCCGGAGAUCAAACCAUUGUGUCGGCAGGUGGGAUCUUCGCACUUGGCUUCUUCAGACCAGGUAAGGACUCCAACAAAAACUACAUAGGAAUAUGGUAUAACAAUCUCCCUGUUACUCAAACUGUGGUUUGGGUAGCUAACAGAGAUAACCCAAUCUCCGAUAGGUAUUCAUCUCAACUCAGAAUCUUAAACAACAAUUUGGCGCUUCUCAACGAAUCUCAAACACCCAUCUGGUCCACCAACAUCUCAUCAUCUUCUUCUUCAUCAUCUCCGAUUGAAGCGACCCUAGGUGAUGAUGGCAAUCUGGUGCUAAAAGACGUCUCAAAUUCCACAAUUUGGCAGAGCUUUGAUUACCCAACCCACACAUUUUUGCCUGGUGCAAAGCUUUCAUAUAACAAACGAACUAAAACGAGCCAGAUCCUCACAUCCUGGAAAAACUCUGAGGACCCUUCUAAGGGGUUAUUUUCGUUUGAACUUGAUGGAAUUAACAAUCAAUAUCUUAUUCAGUGGAAUGGAUCAGAGCAGUACUGGUCUAGCGGCCCGUGGAAUGGGAAUGGGAAGAUAUUCAGCUUGGUGCCCGAGAUGAGGCUUGACUUCCUCUACAACUACAGCUAUGUUAGCAACGAGAACGAGAGUUACUUCAUAUUUAAGAUGUAUGAUCCUAAAGGUAUUUCUCGAUUCUUUUUGGAUGUAGGGGGGCAAAUCAGGGUAUUAACUUGGGUGCAGGGUGUUGGAUGGAAUUUGUUCUGGAACCAGCCAAGAACACAGUGUGAGGUUUAUGCUUUAUGUGGAGGAAAUGGAGCCUGCAAUGAGAUCACUCCUCCAUUCUGCAAUUGCUUGGAUGGGUUCCAUCCCAAGUCACAGGCUGAUUGGGAUCUCAAUGAUUUUUCAGGUGGCUGUGUUAGGAAGUUUGAUUUGCAAUGCGAAAAUGGCAAUAAAGACAGAUUCAUGUUGUUCACCAACAUGAGAUUGCCGAAGAAUCCAAAGUCUUUUUCCAUUCAAAUAGAGGAUAUGAAGGAUUGUGCAUCUAUUUGUCUGAAUGACUGCUCUUGCACUGCUUAUUCUUACAACAUUCAUGACAGAUGUUUGGUUUGGAAUGCAGAGUUGUUCAAUCUACAACAGCUCGAUCAAAACGAGGGUAAUGGCAAGAGUAUUUAUAUCAGACUUUCUGCCGAAGAUCUUUACAGUGGUAAGAGUAGAAGAACCGGAACAAACAUAGGCGCCAUUGUAGGUUCAGUAUGUGCUAUUAUAGCUGUUUCAGGACUCCUUUUCUUCAUUAUAAUAAAAAGGAGGAAGAAGAGAUUGCUUGGCAUAUCAAAGGUGGUGGAAGGCUCUUUAGUCACGUUCAUCUACCAGGACAUACAAACUGCCACCAAAAACUUCUCAGAGAAAUUAGGAGUUGGAGGAGGAACAGGAUUUGGUUCUGUUUUUAAAGGAAUGUUGUCUGAUUCAACACUGAUAGCGGUUAAGAAGCUCGACGGCAUCAGCCAAGGAGAUAAGAAAUUCCGAACUGAAGUGCGAAAUAUCUGGACCGUUCAACACGUUAACCUUGUCCAUCUUCACGGAUUCUGCUCCAAAGGCAACAAGAAGUUGCUAGUUUACGAGUACAUGAAAUAUGGCUCUUUGGAUUCUAUUCUUUUCAAUCAAAACUAUUCCAAAUCUUUAGACUGGAAAACCAGGUACAAAGUUGCCAUUGGAAUAGCCCGUGGCUUGACUUACUUACAUGAAAAGUGUAGCGACUGCAUCAUUCACUGCGAUAUAAAGCCUGAAAACAUCCUUCUAGAUUCCAAGUUCAUCCCCAAGGUGGCUGAUUUCGGUCUGGCAAACCUCAUUGGUCGAGAUUUCAGCCGAAUGCUCACGACAAUGAGAGGAAUUACAAGAGGCUAUCUUGCUCCCGAAUGGAUAUCAGGUGUACCUAUAACAGCAAAAGCCGAUGUUUACAGCUACGGAAUGAUUCUAUUCGAGUUAAUUUCAGGAAAAAGGAACUCUGAUUCAUCUGGAAAUGGGAUGGUUAAGUUCUUCCCAACUUUGGCUGCAAAUUUGGUAGUAGAAGGGGGCGAUAUUCUUAGCCUAUUGGAUGAUAGAUUGGAUAGAAAUAACGUCGAGCCUGUGGAAGUUAUGAGAAUUUGUAGGGUGGCUUGCUGGUGCAUACAAGAUGAGGAAGAUCAUAGGCCGACAAUGAAUCAAGUGGUUUUGAUCCUUGAAGGGAUUGUUGAUGUCAACCGCCCUCCAAUUCCUCUGUCUCUUCAAACCAACAUUGUAAACAACCAGGAACACAUAUAAUAUGUUAUU